Messenger RNA from Phytophthora sojae, 1077 nucleotides. RefSeq lists its product as hypothetical. The coding region runs from base 1 to 1044 and encodes 347 amino acids. The transcript is spliced from 3 exons. NCBI's taxonomy places the organism in Eukaryota, Oomycota, Peronosporomycetes, Peronosporales, Peronosporaceae. The record is from RefSeq and is a predicted model, not a curated record.
AUGGGCAAAGGCCGCUUUAUCGUGAAUCCGUUCCCGGAGCUUCAUGUCACGCCGCACGACCAGCGUCAGCUUCAAGACCUCGCCAACAACCUCAUCAUGUCCAACCUCGACAAGUACAACAAGUUCGUCUCGUCGGACAAGGGCAAGGUCGAUCCGAACCGCUGGAAGAGCAUCAAGGAGCGCGAACAGCUCAAAGGCAAAGUAGACGACCUCGUGCACGGAGUCAUGAGCGAAGACUUGGAGAGGAUGCGGAUCAAGGCUUCAUACGUCGAUGACGACCCGUUCCAGUCCCUGAUCGUUAAGUGGAUGGAGCUCGACAUUCCGUUCGCGUCCAUGAACCUCGUCAAGAAUCGAGACUACGUCUACCUCGAGGGCACAGGCUUCGUCACCUCGCAGAAGGGCGAUCGACUCGGGUAUCACCUCCUCCACUCGGUCAGCUUUCCUCAGACCCACGACCUUCCCAACCGGAUUCGUGGCAACGUCUCGAUCAUCGCGUUUUGGCGCCAGGCAGGAGCCAACGCGAUGGAAAUGUACGCAACGGGGAUCUUUGAUCCGUGUGGAGACAUGAUCCGGAUGCUGGUGGUGCCUGGCAUGGCUUCCGCCUUCUUGUCCAGUGUCAAGUACUCGUACUGUGGCCAGAUGCGCAAGCUCUCGUUCAUGCUGGACAAGGCGUACACCGAGUCCAAGCAGCGAGGAGCCCCCAACAAGAAGAAGGUUUGCGUGACUUGCUCGUCACCAAUUACCACUAGGCGACUCGGAGACUUGGCCAAGAGCAACAGCUCGUGCAAGAUGUGCUUCAGUCACGUGUGCUAUGCAUGCAAGGUGACUCGCAAGUUGAGUUUCGUGGACUCGGACCUGAUGUUGUCCAAGCGGAAGGUGACGUUCUGUACAGCAUGCAUCAGCUCGGUCACGAGCAUGAGCGCGCGAGACUGCGCCCGUGCCAAGAUGUUGUCACAGAAGAGCGCCAUCGACUACGCCAGCAUCCAAUCCAGCUCAACGGGCAGCGCAGAGUACGCCAGUGAGAUGUCCUACAGCAGCUCGUAGUCUGCAUUGCACCUAACUCGCGAUUUUUGAUAG